Molecule: messenger RNA, 1059 nt
Organism: Dendrobium catenatum
Lineage: Eukaryota; Viridiplantae; Streptophyta; Magnoliopsida; Asparagales; Orchidaceae
Product: putative F-box protein At1g53550
Exons: 2
Coding region: 1-1059 (352 amino acids)
Molecular function (GO): protein binding
Source: RefSeq, a predicted model, not a curated record
AUGGACAACCUCCCAGUAGACCUCGUCGUGGAAAUUCUCUGUCGACUUAGCUUCAAGGAUAUAAUGAAAUGUAGAUGUAUAUGCAAGUGUUGGCAAGCACUCAUCUCCAACCCCAAAUUCCUCCAAUAUCGUCGGCAGUUGCGAUUGGAGAUGCAAUCUACAUCAAAUUACAAGCAGUCUUGUUGUCCCAUCCGACUUCUCACUUGCAGCGACUAUUAUGACCCAUGUAUUACCGACAUUGCUAAAAAAGGUAAAGCACACCUCCACCUAUAUACUUUGAACAAUAUUAACAACGAAGGCUUGGGAAAUUUGAAUCUCGCACCUCUGAACAAAAGAGAGUUAAAAAGCAACACAGAAAUUGUGUCUUCUUCCUUCUUAAAACUCGUCCUACUCUAUGAUAAUCUUAGCGAAUUCCUCUGCCUUCACAAUCCCUCGACUGAUGAGUUCAUGACAUUGCCAAAGAAUUCUGACCAAGAAGAUUUUUGGCUUAAAUGCGUGGGGCUUGGACGAGUCGAAUCGACCCAAGAGUACAAGGUUGUACGUGUUGCAGAAUAUUGCAGGGGGGUGGUUUGUGAGGUGUUUACCCUUGGCUCUGAUUACCAAUGGAGGGAGGUUGAUGAACCUCCUAUUAAUAUUUUUGAUCCAAUUCCAUGUAUUUUUGUCGCCGGUGGAAUGUAUAUGUUCGAAAAAGAUUAUGUUGUAAUUCUGAGGUUUGAUAUUGAGGCUGAGAAUUGGAUGAAGAUCCCACUACCCAACGAUUGUCCGCGGUACAGGUCCUCUUGGACAAUUCGAGAAGUAGAUGGUUUAUUUUGCAUGACUGGUAUUAACACUGGAAUUAUUAGUAUGUGGGUUUUGAAAGACUAUGAAAAAGGAGUAUGGGCUCUAGAGAAGAGAAUCAUCAUUGAUUAUAAUUUUAGAGAAUUUUUAAAUGAUGAUGUUGAAGGAGAGACAUUAAUAUAUCCUUUGUCUUUUGAUUAUGGGGAUGGCAAGACGCUGCUCAUCGACGGUUAUAUAACCGCCGUUAGUACCGGCGGCACAAUGAGGGAUAGGCACCGGUAA